CUUCCUUGCCCUCCGCUCUUUUUUUUAUCGUAUUUAGACAAACCGCCCUGCUAUUAAUUUACACUCCUCCCUCUCUAUCACUGUUUCACUGGCAAACGAGACGACUCUUUUCGCGCUGACGCAUUUCAUAUAGAACCCGUCCGCAUUACUGGGCAUACGAUAAAGAAAAAGCGAUAUAAUGCUCUGGCCGCUGUUGCUCUGUGGCCUGGCCAGCCUGGCGGUCAUUCUACGGCUGCUGCACCUGUAUGGGGACCGCAAGCGGUGUGCGUGGUAUGUGCAGGUGGCGGCUGUAACCAGCUGGUACCUGCCAUUCACAAUUGUCUUCAUUCUGCCCUUCGACUUCAGCUCGACGCUGUACCGCGGGUGCUCGGCAAACUGCGACGAGCCCAUGGGGUACAUUAGCGACCGGCUUACGCGGCAGAUGUGGUGGGUCUUGUACUGGACAAUGUACUUGCUGACAUGGCUUGUGAUCCCGCUCAUCAUGUCGUAUGUGGACUCUGGUGCAUUCACGUUCCGCGACCGCCUGCGCGAGUCCGCAUGGAGCAACCUGCAGUUCUAUGGAGUCAGCGGCCUGAUUGGCUUGGUAGUAAUCGGGUACAUUGCUGUGACCCGGCAGUUUUUUGGCGCAGAUCUGAUGGCAUUCCUCAUGGCCGCGGCCAACUUCUGGGGUCUAGCGCUAGUCAUUCUGUUCAUGGGCUUCGGCCUUGUGUCGAUUCCACGCAGGCUCUGGCAUCGCGGCGAUAUGAAGCGAGAGCUGCAAAAGAUCGAGCGUCGCGCAAUGGCAUACAAGGACAAGGCAUAUGAUGCCGAGCUCGAACUGGCCGAUAUUGUCAACGAGGUCAACAUGGUGGCACGGCGCAUCAACCAAGCAGACGAUUUGCGGCCGUGCGUGGAGACAAUCUUGAAGAAAUGCCCGAGGCUCGGGGAGAGGGCGCCACAGGCGUCUGUGGCGAGGGUGCCAGAGGCCAUUACCGAGGCGUACCUGGCGCAGCUGCAUAACCGCGUCAAGCAGGCUGUGCUUAGGGAUGAGCGCGACCGGUGGCGGUGGAGGAGCUCUGCGAAGCGCGCGUUUUUCCUGCAGGACGCACUGGCAUCCAGGGUUAACCCGAAUCGCCAGAUCGAGUCGAAUCUGCGCCCGUGGAACGAGUGGAGCCCGCUGUACCGAUCGCUGAUGUGGUGGUGGUACAUUAUCUUCCGCCCGCUGGUCUUCCGCGCGCUAUCGCUAAGCGCAGCAGUUUUGAGCAUAUCGGUGCUUUGGUCCGAGGUCACGUUCAAUGUCACCACCCCGCAUCUGUCGAUCGUGCACCAUGUGCUGCGCUCACUGGGACUCACGUACUUUGCCAUUGAGAUCACAAGCAUUGUGCUGAUCGCGUACAUGUCGCUGUGUGCGUACAGCUCGGUGAUGCAACUCAGGAUCUUCAAUGUGUACUCGCUCGAGGCCCACCACCACACCAACGAGCGCAGCCUGCUGUUUUGCGGCGCGUACCUGUGCCGCCUGAUGUUCCCACUGUGCUACAAUUUCCUGACCAUGGCAGGCGGCCUAGACGAGACCGAGUUUGCGCAGUUCAUGGGCCGCAUUGACCUUGUGCCAGUGCUUGGCGAGCAAUCCAACCGCGCCAUCCCUGUACUGAUUAUGAUUCCGGCCACCCUAGCCUUCUUCAACGUACACGGCCGUGUUGUCGAGUAUUUUAGCAUCAGCCGGAUUGCCUCCCCCGGUGUGCGCACCGGUAACGACGACGAAGAAGCAGAGGUCGGACCAUUGGCCCUGCCAUACGAGGAAGGCCGUGCGCUGAUCCUGGAAGCCCGUCGGACAGCUGAGCGCCGGGAAGGCAAUUCACAUAGCGUCCUGCGCAGGUACUCACCCACAAGCGACAUCCAUGUAAGCAACUUCCGCGGUCACAUUUCGUCUGCCAGCGCAACUGCCGACGUGCCUCUGGAAAACGGCGUGCGGGACCCGCGUGAAUGGCAUUUGGGAAGACCGUCGCUGGAGCAGCUCACAGACGACGGCUCGCAGUCACCAUUCCUGCCUGACACGUUCCUGCAUGGCGCCCGCACCAGCGGCAGCAAUGAAGACGAUACUGAUGAUAACGGCGAUGUCAGCGACUCUGAAGGCAGCGGCCGGUCGCAGCCGCCAAAUGCCACACAGAAGCCAACUGGUCUGGCGGCUCGCUUCGGGCGGUGGCUACCUGGUUCCGGCAGCAUACCGCCACGGAGAAUUGCAAACGGAGGCAGAGCUGCCCGGGUGCCUGCGUCAAGGCUGCGCAACACGGCACGAUUCAACUAUGCCAGCGACGAUGCGCUGACAGCACUCAGGUCGCCAAGCCCUGAUCUGCCAGGCGUGGUGCAGCGGCACCAGCAGUACGGAGCCGUCGGUGCCCAGCGCAGCCAUUAUAGACAGGGCUCGGAUAGCCUGCCGUCGCUGCAUCCACUGGUGCUGACCAGGGGCGAGGGCGCGCGUGGACGCGGUGCGUCGUACACCUCGCUAAGCUCGGCUGUCAGCAACCACAACGCGGCAGCGCUCUCGCCCAUCAGACAAACCAACGGCACACGCUCGCAUAUACAGCGCCCGGUGUCUCGCUCGCGCAACAUGGUCCACUCGCCGUCUAGCCCAAGGAACCCGUCCAAUCCGUGGAUCGACCCCUCGGAUUCGGCGUCUUCACGCCAGCUCCGCCGGCAUGCUCUGUCCGAUGCACCACCACAGCCCUCACAACAUAGCCAGCGUCGCCGCACGUAGGACGGCCAGCUUUUCCGCGUUCUUUUUUCAAUCACUUUCCUCUCUCUCACCGCUAAUGUGUAAUAUUACCACGCCAUCAC
This is a messenger RNA of Linderina pennispora, 2814 nucleotides long. Its product is annotated as LMBR1-domain-containing protein. The record is from RefSeq and is a predicted model, not a curated record. The coding region runs from base 179 to 2734 and encodes 851 amino acids. The transcript is spliced from 3 exons. Gene Ontology annotation, cellular component: membrane. Lineage: Eukaryota; Fungi; Kickxellomycota; Kickxellomycetes; Kickxellales; Kickxellaceae.